This is a messenger RNA of Aspergillus saccharolyticus JOP 1030-1, 2074 nucleotides long. RefSeq names its product GMC family oxidoreductase. The record is from RefSeq and is a predicted model, not a curated record. Gene Ontology annotation, molecular function: flavin adenine dinucleotide binding; oxidoreductase activity, acting on CH-OH group of donors. Bases 52 to 2052 code for a protein of 666 amino acids. The transcript has 10 exons. Lineage: Eukaryota; Fungi; Ascomycota; Eurotiomycetes; Eurotiales; Aspergillaceae.
CAUACCUUCACAUAACUUGACUAUCCCAAGAUACUGCAUCGAACCGCAGCCAUGACCAUCCCAGAUGAAUAUGACAUUAUCGUCUGCGGUGGUGGAAGCACCGGCUGCGUGGUUGCAGGUCGACUGGCCAACCUCGAUCACAAUCUCCAGGUCCUGUUGAUUGAAGCCGGCGAGGACAACCUCAACAACCCAUGGGUCUACCGCCCGGGAAUUUAUCCCCGGAACAUGAAGCUUGAUUCCAAGACGGCAUCCUUCUACUAUUCUCGACCCUCCGAAUGGCUUGAUGGCCGUCGCGCUGUUGUGCCAUGUGCUCAUAUCCUUGGCGGGGGUAGUUCAAUCAACUUCAUGAUGUACACCCGUGCAUCCGCCUCGGACUACGACGAUUGGGAAUCCACCGGCUGGAAGACCGACGAGCUCUUGCCUCUGAUGAGGAAGCACGAAACAUAUCAGAGGGCUUGCAAUAAUCGCGAUAUUCAUGGCUUUGAGGGGCCCAUCAAGGUCUCAUUCGGUAAUUAUACCUAUCCGAUCAUGCAGGACUUCCUCCGAGCUGCGGAGUCGCAGGAUAUUCCUAUCACCGAUGACUUGCAGGACCUGAAGACUGGCCAUGGUGCUGAGCACUGGCUGAAGUGGAUCAACCGUGAUACGGGACGACGCAGCGACUCUGCUCACGCAUACGUCCACAGUACCCGAUCCCAGUAUUCCAACCUACACCUCAAAUGUAACACCAAGAUCGACAAGGUCAUCAUCGAGAAUGGCCGCGCAGUCGGGGUGGCGACGGUCCCGACCAAACCGUUGGCGGGCCACAACCCGCCACGGCGAGUCUUCAAGGCCCGCAAGCAGAUCAUCGUCUGCGGAGGUACACUCAGCUCCCCGCUCAUCCUGCAGCGAUCGGGAGUCGGUGACCCCGAGAAGCUUCGCCGGGCUGGGGUUGAGCCCCUGGUCAACCUACCGGGCGUGGGCCGCAAUUUUCAGGACCACUACCUGACCUUCUCCGUCUACCGGGCCAAGCCCGACGUCGAGUCCUUUGACGACUUUGUCCGCGGAGACUCCGAAGUCCAGAAGAAAGUCUUCGACGAGUGGAACAUCAAGGGAACUGGUCCGCUGGCGACGAACGGCAUCGAAGCCGGCGUGAAAAUCCGGCCCACCCCCAAGGAACUGGAGGAGAUGAAGACCUGGCCGACCAACGACUUCUACCAGGGCUGGGAGAGUUACUUCAAGAAUAAGCCCGAUAAGCCUGUGAUGCAUUACUCUGUUAUUGCGGGCUGGUUCGGCGACCACUUUCUCCUCCCGCCUGGUAAAUUCUUCACCAUGUUCCACUUCCUGGAAUACCCCUUCUCGCGCGGAUUCACGCACAUCCAGUCGGCCGACCCCUACGAAAGCCCCGACUUCGACGCAGGCUUCAUGAACGACAAACGCGACAUGGCCCCGAUGGUCUGGGGCUACAUCAAAUCCCGAGAAACCGCACGGCGCAUGAACGCCUACGCGGGCGAGGUCACAGGAAUGCAUCCUCACUUCUCCUACGACUCGCCGGCGCGCGCCUUCGAUCUCGACCUCGCCACCACCAAGGCCUACGCUGGUCCCAACCAUCUCAGCGCGGGGAUUCAGCACGGCUCCUGGUCCUCCCCCCUAGCACCCGGCGCCUCGCCAGCAUCCACCUUCCUCAACUCCAACAAGCAAGACACCCGAGAGGAGAUCAAAUAUACGAAGAAGGACAUUGAACAUAUUGAGAAAUGGGUACAACGCCACGUCGAAACAACCUGGCACUCCCUCGGAACCUGCAGCAUGGCCCCCCGCGCCGGCAACCACCUCGCCCCGCAGGGCGGCGUUGUGGACGAACGACUGAACGUCCACGGCGUGCAGGGCCUCAAGGUCGCGGAUCUGUCGAUUUGUCCUGACAAUGUCGGGUGUAAUACCUAUAGUACGGCGCUGCUGAUCGGCGAGAAAUGCGCGGUGUUGACGGCAGAGGAUUUGGGGUACCGUGGAGAGGCGUUGGAGAUGAAGGUGCCGGAGUAUCAUGCGCCGGGGGAGACGAGGGGGUUGUCGAGGUUGUAGGGUUGAUCUCGGCUGGUGGAAU